This is a messenger RNA of Hypoxylon trugodes, 2164 nucleotides long. RefSeq lists its product as uncharacterized. Bases 162 to 1835 code for a protein of 557 amino acids. The record is from RefSeq and is a predicted model, not a curated record. Gene Ontology annotation, biological process: regulation of DNA-templated transcription. NCBI's taxonomy places the organism in Eukaryota, Fungi, Ascomycota, Sordariomycetes, Xylariales, Hypoxylaceae. The transcript is spliced from 2 exons. Gene Ontology annotation, molecular function: DNA-binding transcription factor activity, RNA polymerase II-specific; zinc ion binding.
GCCCCAUAUCGAAGAACCAGGUAGUUUUAUAUGUAUCUCGCUUUCAACGUGCUAAGACCAAAGCUUUGAAGUUCAUCCUCCUCUUUCCAAAGUCUAAUAGCCUUGGAACAUUGACGCCGACCCUUACUAUCAUUGGUAAUGGCCCUGCCAUUAACUCCUAAAUGUCUCCCGGAGCAACUAGAAGUAAAGUGAAGUCGGGUUGUCGGACCUGCAAGACUAGGAGGGUCAAAUGCGACGAAGGCUGGCCCGCCUGUCGCCGAUGUCUCUCCACAGGUCGCGUUUGCGAAGGCUACGGGAUAUGGGGCGGAGGAGGAAAUGAUUAUGGCCGUCGUACCAUCGGACCACCUUGCAAUAAAAACCCGAGGGGUUUCAACGCCCCAUUGCUGAUGCAGACGAAUUCUAGAGAAGAGAGUCGACAUCUCGAAUGGUUUACAUAUCGGACAGCUUUCAAACUUCCGGGCGUUUUUAGCUUUGCCUUCUGGGAUACUCUUGUAUUCCAAGCAGCCUCGAACGAGCCGGCUGUUUUACAUGCUGUGCUUGCUUUGAGCUCGGUUCACAAGAGAGAUGGCUUUUACGUUAGUAGUUUAGACACGGACCACCCGGAUGAACAAGAGCGGUUCACGUUACAACAUUACAGCAGAGCGAUUACUCAUCUCCAGCCUCAUUUUUCGGCUAAGAGCAAUUCAUCUAUCCGUGUUGCCCUUAUCACGUGUAUAAUGUUUGUUCUCAUGGAAUUCCUCCGAGGCCAUUACAAAACCGGGAAUGCCCAUCUUCAAAAUGGAUUAAAACUUUUAGAUGAGUUCCAAGCUCGAUCGAGUGGAAUUGACAGUUAUAGUCUAUUUCUAGAGCCAUGUUGCGACUCAGUGGACGCUUGGAUUAUCCAAGCUUUUCUCAGGCUCGAUGUCCAGGCAAAACUCCUUGGGUAUGGUUCACAACAUCUACGCAUGGUCUUGGAUGACACUAUUUCCAGGGUCCCGAACCUCAAAUUCACAUUUCAAUCCUUUAACCAAGCAAGGCAACAUCUGGAUCGACUCUACUGCCAAAUAUUCCACAUAAACCAUGAAUGCCGUCGGCAAGGAUGGCCUCGAGACCAAGUGUAUACCGACGAUCUCCUCUUUAGACAACACAACGUUAAGAACGCGCUGGCCUCUUGGUACCAAGCCUUUAGAGCAUCAUGUGUGAGCCUGGUAACCAAGAAACUAAGUACCAGCACAGUAGCUCAAACAUUGAUACGCAUACACUACACCAUGGCUGAGAUCAUGGCUGACACAUGCCUUUGGCCGGCAGACGAAUCAAGAUACGAUGCCCACACCGAGGAUUUUCACAUAAUGAUGGAACAAUUGACGACGGUCCGAGCUCUUUCGCAGAUGCCAUCCUUGUCGAAGAUUAUGCAUUUUCCGGACAUGUCUGGAUCAGUGGCUGACCUAGGUGCCUUAGCUGCACUGUAUUUUGUAAUCGGAAAAUGUCGCGUACACAAAAUUCGGCACGAAGCUCUCGGGUUUCUAAGUGAGACGUGCCACAAGGAAGGAAUCUGGAAUGCCGUUCUGAUAGCGUCUAUCGCGCAGGAAAUAGUUCGGAUCGAAGAGGGCGACUUUUAUACGGACUGCGAUGUAGCCAACGAAGCGGCUUCCGUCGACGACGGCUCCAACGCAGACUCGAAAGAACCUGUGUUACCGGAGUCAUAUCGGUUGCAUGAUGUGGAGGUGGAGUUGCCAGAGUCUUACGCUGGGAUUGCCACGAUAAAGUGCAAACGGAGACUUGAUGGUGACAUCUGGGAAGUAAUCACUAGAGAUUUCGUGUAUAAUGUACCAACACAAAGCUGGGUAAGAUCAUGAAGGGGUGAGGUAUAAUCAUAUGUUAGCAUGAUGCUCCCCCUUUCCUCCCUCUUAGAUCGCUAAUAUUGUAAGAGUUUGAUCGCUAAACUCGCUCACAGUUUCCUUCGAAUGAGAUAUCGUUGCCACAAGGACAUAUCAGAUGUGAUGCGUGCAUGAAAUGUCCCACUUUGGCCCUCAUUGGGGCUUUCAUUUUUCAAAUCAAGUACAAUGUCCUACUAUUUCAUGACAAACAUCGACGGUGUACUUUCUAGCAUAUUCUCCACACAGAUAGGUGACACGCGUUUCUUUGCGCCAAGAAAUUUGUUUCCUAGGUCUCCACCAGAUCUGUU